UCGGGAGCCAGGCCCGAUCGAGCGUCAUUUUCCCAUCUCCUCUCAGAUCAUUCUGUGGUUGACCAUCAUGAGGAAGAUGCUUCUUUCUCUCUUGCUCCUUGCUGGUCUCUGGGGCUCUCUUGCCCAGAAAGAUCUCGAAAGGAAGGCGUUCGUUUUUCCAGAGGCAUCAAAAACGGCGCAUGUGGUCUUGAAGCCCACAAUGCGACGUCCGUUGACCAGUUUCACUCUGUGCAUGAGGUUCCACUCGGCCCUGACCUGCGGCUACAGCCUCUUCUCUUAUGCCACAAAGAGAAACCCCAACGCGAUCCUCCUCUUUGUGAAGAAACCCAAUCGAUUCGAUUUUUAUUUGGGCGGUAAAGCGGCCUUCACGGUUGCACCAAACUAUGUCAACAGCCAUGCUGGGAGGCACAUCUGCUUGAGUUGGGAAUCUUCCACUGGCUUAGUGGAGUUCUGGAUCAACGGUCAACCUCUGGUCCGGAAGAGCCUGAAGAAAGGCCAUGCUGUCCCCACCGAGGCAUCCGUUAUCCUCGGCCAAGAGCAAGAUUCCUUCAGAGGUGGCUUCGACAUCAAAGAAUCCUUCGUUGGGGAGAUCACGGACAUGUGGGAUCGUGUUCUGUCUCCCGAUGAAGUGGGCCAGGCCUGGUAUGUUGACGAUUUCCCUGGAAAUGUAAUUAACUGGAAAUCGUUAAACUACAAAACCCAAGGUAAUGUUAUUGUGAAGCCCGCUCUGGCUUCGUUCUACAGAGCUCCUGGGUAGACUUUGCAAAAAAAACAUAAAACGGGCAAAAGCAAUUUCCUCAACGUUGCUAUAUGAUGGUUCUGCUAAUGCUGCUCAUUCUGUUGAUUUCAGUCGUUCUCACCAAAUGAGAAAGCUUCCAUGAAAACUGUUGAUUCUGCAUCCUCCAAUAAAUUUUUAAAGUUUUGGUU
Messenger RNA from Sphaerodactylus townsendi, 927 nucleotides. Its product is annotated as C-reactive protein-like. Gene Ontology annotation, molecular function: complement component C1q complex binding. The record is from RefSeq and is a predicted model, not a curated record. NCBI's taxonomy places the organism in Eukaryota, Metazoa, Chordata, Lepidosauria, Squamata, Sphaerodactylidae. Gene Ontology annotation, biological process: innate immune response.